AUGGCCUCGCCGCUGCUCAGGCCACAGUCUCACGUCGUCGCCGCCGCCGCCCUGCACUCCGUGAGGAGAGCCGAUCGCCAUGGCCGCUGCCCCGCGACAGUACACCAGCUCGGCAGGUUCCAUGACCACGGGUGCAGCAGGUCCGGCCGUUCUAAGAGAUCCGGUUCAGUGAAGGUGAGCGCCUUCCCGUCGCUGGACGUGGUGCCGCUGAUGGUGACGAUGGUGGAGCACGUGGACAUGUCGCGGGACUACGUCGUGACCAAGUCCAUCUGGCAUCUCAGCGACGCAGCUCUCAAGAGCGUUUAUACCUUCUACGCCAUGUUCACGGUGUGGGGCGUCUGCUUCUUUGCGUCCAUGAAGGAUCCCUUCUACGACAGCGACACGUACAGGAGCGCGGGUGGAGAUGGAACCGUGCACUGGUACUACGAUAGGCAAGAGGACCUGGAGGCGUCUGCGAGGGAGGAGCUGCUGCGGGAGGAGCUGCUCGAGGAGAUUGAACAGAGGGUUGGGGGCCUCAGAGAGCUGGAGGAAGUAGUCACAAAGUGA
Messenger RNA from Miscanthus lutarioriparius, 546 nucleotides. NCBI's taxonomy places the organism in Eukaryota, Viridiplantae, Streptophyta, Magnoliopsida, Poales, Poaceae. The record is from the annotation of a GenBank genome assembly.